UUUCACCAACUCGACACGAGGAACUGAUCACACGUGUGUCCAGUUGGUGAAACUUUAAAUUAGCACUAAUUAUUCUUUCGUCAUUUGGACACGCCAAGGUUUUUAUGUAUGUCCACAUAGUGAAAAUCAAAUUAAGUUACUUUUGUGUUUUCGUCAACUGGACACACGUUCACAUUUUACCCGAAUGUAUAACAAAGUACAGUCACGCAGAUAAUAUUUUUGAAUCACAAUCAUCGUUGUCCUCUAAACGUCCCACCUAGUAAUUUCACCGGGUAAUUUUGUAAUUAUUCACCAUUUGUGAAUUUGUAAAAAAUAUAUUUUUGACACCGAAAGUGUUUGAAAGUCGCUAUUACCAUGUUACGAGUACUAUGCUUGUCAAAUCUUCAACAUGGAACCUGUUUUAUUACAGUGUUUUGUAUUCCCGGCGGCCGGUGACUUAAAAUGACGUAGUCUGCUCUAAUUGGUUGAAGCAGGUAAUAAAUCCCAACUCGGUAACCCUUUGGUCAUAAUUCGUUAUCAGUUUAGGUGUGUGCAUUAAGUGCAGUGUUUGUGCCAUUUUAAAGUGACGUGGAUUUUAAUACAUAGACAAAUAUGUCUAUAGAAGAAGUCGCGGGUCCAUCAUUGACUAACAGAAAUACAUUUUCAUUCAUCACUUCUCAAAGAAAUCGUCCAAUUCUAUUAAAAGAUGGAUACAAAUAUCUACACCUAAGGACAAAUAAAGAUAAAUCUUCAAUGUGGCGUUGUUCGAAAAAGUCAACUUGUCAAGCUAUGAUCAAAUUAAAUUUUAACAACACCACUAUAUUAAAAGCAACUGAUCAUAAUCAUGAGGGUGAUUUGACGAAUAACGAGAUUCUAAUGAAUUUAAAUGAUUGCGAGGAUCAAGUAAAGCAUAAUCUAGCUGCUUCUGUCCCAAGUCUAUACUUUGACACGAUUGAGCGAAUGGAAGAGAGAGGACUCCAUUUAGUUGCAAAUAUCCCACGUUUUCAAAGUGUGAAAAAUAAACUAUAUAGAAAAAGGAACAAAUCAUUGGGCGUUCAACGUAUGUCAUUCAAUAAUAUAGCCGAAAUAGUUGUACCUGAGCAGUUUCAAGACAUCUUGCUAGCGGAUCGCAUCGGAGAUCAACGUAUUCUCGUUUUUGCGCACCAUAACAUGAGAGAGAUUGUUGCAAAUUCAAAUAAAUUCUUCUGUGAUGGAACGUUUAAAACAUGCGUUAAAAAGUUCCAUCAGCUAUUCACGAUUCAUGUCGAUAUUGGAAGUACGGAAUAUCAUACGAACAUUAUUCCCACUAUCUAUGCUUUGCUGCCCGACAGAACAGUUGAUACUUACAAAACAUUAUUUUGUUUAAUUAAAAGCCAAAUACCGGAGUGGAACCCAGAAACCAUCACAUGUGAUUUUGAAAAGCCUCUUAUUCAAGCUUUGCAACAUGAAUUUCCGAAUAUAAAAAUUGUGGGAUGCUAUACUCAUUUCAAGAGAUGUUUGUGGCGAAAAGCAAAAAUGUUGCGUUUAACAAAGUCUAAAUUGGGAAAAGAUCAUGUGAAGAGGUGUUGUUCAUUGCCACUUCUACCGAUUGACGCACAACCAGAUGCCUGGUUAUAUAUCAUGGCGGAAUGCUUGAACACUGAAGAUGCAACAACAUUUAACGACUAUUUUAUCAAAACUUGGCUGGAUGAUAAUUCUGAUUAUGCAAACACAUACAAUUGUUAUAAAGAACAUCAUCGCACUAAUAAUUCUGUAGAGGCAUGGAAUGCCAGAAUAGCCAAAAAAUUAAAAAAGAAACCAAAUAUAUUACAGUUCCUGGUCGCGAUCAAAAGAGACAUGAAUGAGUUUUGGCGCCGGGUAGUGAUGGAUGGACCUAUAUCAAGAAAAAAAAUUGAAACUAUCAGAAUGAACACAAUGAUUGCAGACACUGUAAGAGAGUUUGAAUCAAGAGAAAUUAGCAUCGGUCACUGUAUCGAAAAAUUGAAGUAAAUUGAAAUAUCUUUAUAUAUUUUUGUAAUAGUAAUAUUCUAUGUUUUAUUGUUGAUUGUAUUGAUCUCUAUAUUAUUUUAGUCUAGUCUUAGUAAAAUGAUUGUGAUACUAUUAGUCUAAUUAUUAUUAUUACCGCAGUACUCUAUUUUCUAAAUGCCAAUUAUUAUUGUUACAGAGUUAUGUGGAAUGAUAUUGUUUGUAAAAUUAUCCAUUUUAGUAUUAUUAUCUCAUAAGACUAUGUUCCAUUGAUGAUUUGAAUCAAGAAAAAUUAGCAUUGGUAUCGAAGAAUUUAACCAAAUAAAAAUAUCUUUAUAUUUUUUUGAAAUAGUAAUAUUCUAUAUUUUAUUGUUGAUUAUAUUGAUCUCUAUAUUAUUUUAGUCUAGUCUUAGUAAAAUGAUUGUGAUACUAUUUGUUUAAUUAUUAUUAUUACAGUAAGACUCUAAUUUCUAAAUGCCAUAUUAUUGUUGCAGACUUGUGGGGAAUGAUUAUUGUAUAUAAAAUUAUUCAUUUUGGUAUUGUUAUCUCAUGCUCUAUUGAUGACUAUUUUGAUAUUUUAUUUUAUACCACAUAUACCUAGUAUACCUACUUAAGGUUAAAUGUUUCAAUUCCGCUCUCAUAAAUAUAAACUUGACAGCAACUUCGUAUAGGAGUGGAGUGUAUCGUUCAAUAUUAAAAACAUCAUUGAGUUUAACCUUGAGCAAUAGGAAAAAUAUUUUUUCACUUAAAUUAUGUAUGUGCUUAUUAUUUGAUAUUUCUGUGACAUUUGAUGUGAUGAUUUUAAAUUAUUAGGUAUAUUUAGAAUGUGUAGAUAUAGGUAAGUUUGUUUUUUAUUAGUAAAUCCUCUCCUUUAUAUCAAUAAAUCCUCUAAUAUAAAUAUUUGAUUGUUACUCAUUUGUUUUAUUUCAAAAUUUGUCUUAAACGAAACAAUUUUUAACUUAACUGUACCUUUUUUAGAAAAAAAAAAUAGGUGUGUCCAGUUGACGAUAACAUAAAAGUAAUUAAUUUUAAUUUUCACUAUGUGGACAUACAUAAAAACCUUGGCGUGUCCAAAUGACGAAAGAAUAAUUAGUGCUAAUUUAAAAUUUCACCAACUGGACACACGUGUGAUCAGUUCCUCGUGUCGAGUUGGUGAAAA
This is a messenger RNA of Spodoptera litura, 3103 nucleotides long. RefSeq lists its product as uncharacterized. The record is from RefSeq and is a predicted model, not a curated record. Lineage: Eukaryota; Metazoa; Arthropoda; Insecta; Lepidoptera; Noctuidae.